UCCUUGUAUUUCAUGUACUCGGCUUUUCCUCCAAUUCUGAACUUGUAUCAAGGCACCUCACCACUUGUCAAAUGUCCUGGCCCAUGGAUAUAUUUGUGGUGGGUACCUUUUGUUUGUUCGUUCUUCAAUAGCUGCAGUCAUGUGUGCACUUACCCAGGCCUUGUUCUGUUUGUGUCAAAUACUCUUUCUGGUCUACCUGGUAUUCACUUUGAAAUGUUUGAUAAAUAGCUUUUUAAAGGAAGUGGAGAAAAACACUCAGAACUUUCUGCAAGUCCUGCCAGCACGCAUUACCAGUGUGGUGAAUAGAACAGAGCUUUCGAGCACUGCAGCUGAAAUACCAGCUUUGGAAAGCAAUAGACCUACUGGCCACGGAGCUGUCACUUCCUGUGAGAUAUGAAGCCUAGUUUCUAGUACUGGCUCCAGCGAGCACGUUUUUUGAACAGUCAGUUUCUGGAUGAAGCACAUAAGCAGGAAUGCCAGCUCGACUCCCUCAUUUCCAAUCAGAACUGUCCUGGGAACCUCAGAGCUGGUGCAACCUGUCUCCCACGCUGCCCCUUCAGCUGACCAUUACGAACUUGGAGAUUUCCAGGCUCUCUACACAACUCACCGCACCAGAUGCUGAACUAAAGAGUGAAGGAAGGAAAGCCAGACAAGCAUAGAAAUUAUCCGUAAUUGUCAGCUUCAGAAGAUACAAGAACCAAUCCAAUACAACUCAAGCACCUGUGACUCCAGACAGCUGUCACAAGGAGAGACCUAAUAGGUACAAGGAAGUGAGACUGGCUCCUUGCUUCCUAAUACAUACCUGAUGUUCUGGAUAUUGAAGUAAUGUAUGGUACUGCUAUGGAAGUUAUCUUUGUGCAUACAGCACCUGAGGGGGCACGAGGGAGUUAAUGUAUUACUGACAUAUUUUUAGAUAAAUCUGACCAUUUGUAAAGCUCAUUUUCCUCCUUUGCACACUGUUUGAACUAAUUCCAUCUAACACAGCCUACUUGUUUUGGAUCCUGUCUUUUCUCUGAUCUUCCUAGCAGGGCUCUCACACCAAUGGCCCCUCAGGUGGAAGACAUCCAGUAAGUCUUGAAGCUAGAAAUGAUGAGAUGCAGGCGAACAAAAGUGAAGAGUGAAUUCACACUUUAGAGAACAGUGACGACCAUCUUGCCAUGAAACCAUUCACAGAUGAAGAAGUAGAAAUCUACAUCCAGAGCAAGGUGGAGCCACGCCAUUAUCUGGUCUCCAAAACGGUGGAGGAGGUGCAGAAAAUCAUCCAGCAACUGACCACAGAAAUCAGCUAUAAGGCCACACGAUUCCAGGCUAUCUCCAACUCUGGCAUUCACAAUGAGAAUAUUAAGGAUCAGCCAGGCUUACUGGCCAAGUGGUCAGCUCUGCUGCGGGGAAAGCGCCCGUUCCACCCAUCCAUCCAGGUCUUAGCACCGAGCCAAUUCCUCAUCACUGUCCCUCUACGUGGCCUAACUGGGUACAGGGAAAAACAGGUCCGACACUGGCGUUAUUACACUGUGCACGGAGCCAAGCUACUCUCCUCUGUGCGGGACCCUGAGGAGCUGCAUCAAUGGCUCGAGGUGGAACAGUUCUCAAAAAGCCUUCAGCAGUGGCAUGAAACAGAUGUGAACAUUGAAGGUGACCUGGUUCCAGCCAAAGUUCUUAUCGUCUUCCGAGAGCUGGUGGAAAAGUCAAUUGUUUCCUGUAACCUCUCCAGUAAAGUGACAAUGUUGGAGAGCUUCAGCUCAGUGGUUCGAGUGGCUGUGGAAACAUCAGAAUUCCAGGUUGAGGUGGAGCUGGCUCCUACAGUGGAGAUUCCAACUUGCUGGCCUGAGAAAGCCCGGUGGCCUCGUUGCCUCAAGCGUUGGCCAUCUCAGGAAAAAGUGCAGUGCAUCAAGUCGCUUGGUUUUGACCUUUUGGCCCGCUCCAAUUAUCACUGGCAGCUGUGCUUCUCCCGUGCUGAGCAUAUACUCAUGGAAGGCCUCGACGAAGAUGGUGGUUGUCGCAUGAAAUGCUUCAGAGUCAUGAGGCAGAUGAAGGAGGACGUCUGGUGUGCUGGAAAUAAGCCCGUCAUCACAGCUUAUCAUCUUCAGAUCCUUUCCUUGCACAAGACAGAAGACAGCUGAUUUUUAAAGCAAAGUGGCCUGAAACUUGAAGAUUGUCUGACUGACAGAGAGAGAACAAAAGAUUUUCUUUGUGGCAAAGACAUUCCUGCAAGAGAUUGAAUGAGCUUAGCCUCAAGUUUCCUCUUUUGCAGAUCCCUGGCUCUCAGCCUGCUGACUUCACAUCCAAGCUUCUGGAAACGACAUGGGCAGACAGUGCUGGGUGAGGGGUCCUCAGAUGGGUGUAGCAGGGACAGACAGCACAUGGGACAAGGAGACAAGUGGGGCCCUCUACUUGGGACAUGUUCCCCUCUGCCCAUGCCCUCAGAAGGGUGCAGCUGAGUUGGGACAGGACAAAAGAGGCUAGAGCCAUUCUCGUUUUCCUGACAGAUCAGUUCUGCAUGCUUGCAAAUCCUGCAGCAGAUCAGCCAAAAGUCCUUCCCAGGUCCCUGUGCUCUCAGUGGCUGGCACAGGGGAUAAGACUGCUGUGCCACAUUACAAUUGCAGCUCAGCUCUCCAUGCCAACCUAGACCACAGAGGGGGUGCAUACCGGAGAUCAUGCUAGUGCCUGUUUCAGAUAGGGAAUUGUUGUCCUAAGGAAAUGACCUCUGGUUUUCCAAUAUCUUUAUUGUCAAUGAAACAAAAAUAACCCGGCCGCUCUCAAGGCAGAACUAAAUUUUGCUGUAAUUGCUUCACAGCUCCAAAUACGCUGUGGCAUCUUCCACAUGCCUGCUUGGCAUGAUGCAGCCUCAGCCUCUGCCACCACUGCUCCCACACAGGUGGGGACGGCAAGGGAAGCAGGGCUCCU
This is a messenger RNA of Lagopus leucura (white-tailed ptarmigan), 2904 nucleotides long. It is a transcript of the gene MAB21L3, whose product is annotated as mab-21 like 3. The transcript has 12 exons. Lineage: Eukaryota; Metazoa; Chordata; Aves; Galliformes; Phasianidae. The record is from RefSeq and is a predicted model, not a curated record. The coding region runs from base 1158 to 2120 and encodes 320 amino acids.